UAACGCAGGGCAACCGCCCCUGUAGCCCGCCGGCGGGGGCUAAGCUGCCCGGGGCCUUCCACCCCGCUGGCCCCUCAGGAGGGUGUGAGCGGCCGGGCCGCUUUCCGCCUCCGGGUCGAGGCCCCAGACUACUCCACCGGCGGCAGAGCGAGACGCCUUGCCCAGUUGGGAAGGGAGCUGCCUUCUGAGGCGCGGAGGAAGAAGAUGUUAAAGAUUUUAAGCAACCAUCACAGUAAUGGAUUUCAGUCACAAAAAUGAGACUGAAUUAGAAAAUAGUGAAAAUUAUGAAAUUCAAAGCACAGAAGAAACUGAAUUAAUCUAUACUUGUCCAGAUGAAAGAAGUGAAAAGAAUCAUGUUUGUUGUCUUCUCAGUGUCAGUGACGUUACACUUGAACAGGAUAAAAAAUCCAAAGAGUUUGUCAUUGGAACUGGAUGGGAAGAAGCGGUCCGAGGCUGGGGACAGAUUUCUCCAACUGCCUGCAUCUGGCCCAGGAAGAAGCUUAAGAAGGCGAGGGUGGGAGAAAGUGCCAGCAGCUGCUUACUCUGUGUCAAUCUCUCCCAUGGGAGCCUGGAGGCCAGGCUUCAGUCGGAGGCAGGGAAGUUGGAGUCUGGGGCUUCAGCUCCAGCUCCGGCGGCUGAGGCAGGCCUGGAGAAGGAUGGAGGCAGCCUCUCCCAGACCCCGGGAACCCCCCCAGGCCCCACUGUGGCCUCUAGGGAAGUUAAUAAGAUCUGCUUUCCCACCUACAGUCAGGGAGAGAAGAAAAGUCUGCAAAUAAAAGAAUUUAUUUGGUGCCUGGAAGACUGGGCCACCCCGGAGACUGUUAGGGGCAAGGACCCCAGAAGGCCCUGGAGAGGCACUGACAGAAUUCUCGCCACCUCAGACUCCCUGACUUCCAAAGCCCUUUUAGUCCUCCCUCCCUUAAAGUCUUCACCUGCAAAUGGCUUGGAUGUUCUGGGUAAGAAGACUAAGAACUUUUUCUUGCGGCCAGAAGAGAAGGGGCUAAGUGUGGAAAAGGAUGAGUAUGUGACUUACGCCUCUGGAGUGAAAGCAGUUGACGGGGCAGGCGAAAAGCAGCCCACUGAGCUGGCCAGGCACCACAAAGUCAAGGAAACGCAGCCUUUCCUCCGCCUGGCGGCCCGGACGCCCCUGCUGGCUGAGCCUGAGCCCUGCUGCCUGCACUGGUCCCUCCUGCCUGAGAAAAACCUGGUGUGCCCUCCCUGCUAUCUUGCCACCUUCCAGCUUUUGCAGAAACAAGGAGCAAGGAACUACAAAGCCAGACUCAAAGCCAGGGAGCCCAGACCUCCCACGAAAACCCCAAAGCGCGUCCUCACAGAGACCAAGCAGGAAAACAAGCCCCAAAUGUUGGAGACCAAAGUGUUCUCAAGACCUCUCUUGCCGUCCCUCACAGUGAGCAGAGUUGUUAUUCCCAUUUCCACUCACAGACUCCUUUGAGCUGCUACAAUAUAAUCCCCUGGGAAUAAGCAGCGUCUGAACAUGGUUCAUCUUCUCUCCCCUGUCUCCCUCCUGCCCCACCCCAGGCUCUUUCUCUUUCUCCUUUUCCUUCUCUUCAUCUCGCACACUCUUCUUUCCCUCUCUCCCCUGGUCCUUUUUUGGUAGUAGAUCGGGGACAGCUGAACCUCGUAGUAUGGAUUUUGAUGUACUCUCAAAACCUCCACAUUUUUGUGUUACCUGCUUCUGUUGCUUAGCCAUUUACAAAACGCACACUGGUAGUGCCAGUCUCAGCCUUAGCCUGGCUUAUCUGUGCCCUGGGAGACAAGUGGACGGUGGGGAAGCUGGAGGGCCUCCCUCCAGGGUUGCCCCCAGGUCAGCCCCCGAGCCAGCUGGCAGGGGCUCUUUCUGCCCCCUCAACCCCAGUGCUUCAAGCCAGGCAUCCUGGGCUUGUUGAGACCAAAUUCUUUCCUGCUCUUUGAACCUGGCAGAUGGUCUAUUGGUUGCUACAUUUUCUCUUGCAACAGAGAUCUGCUUUAAUUGAAACAGCGUUGUAAGAGAAAAUUCCAGCCUCUGUCCAGGUGAAUUUCAUAUGUCCAGGGUGGCAUAUCCUUAUAUUGAUAUUAGAUGGAUGGAUGUGCCAUAUCCAUUGUAUCUUAUGUGUCCCAGAUUUCAUAUACUUAGAGCCUCAUACUAGUUUCUGUGUCUGGAAGGUUUUGGCUACCUUUAUACAAAAUUCAUCAUUAGAGGCAGAUUGAGAAUAAUUAUUAUUUUUUAAAUGUCACUGUGAAAAAAAAGAGUCACUGUGAUUAUUGUUGGCACACAUGCUUCUUCCAGUCUUACAUCUACUGUCUGGGAACUCGACAGCCCCAGACAGAGUUAUGGAAUGGAGGUGUGACUCUCUUCCUUCUUCCAUCUUUCCUCCCCGCUUAUUUUACCCCAGUGCACACUUCCUGAAGUUGUGUAUAAAUUAAAUGUUUGUAGAUAAGUUAUAUUUUAAAUGUGAAGUGACAAUGCUAUGCAGAGAGAUGCUCUGAAGAACCAUUUUGUAAUGUGAAUAACCAUUUAGCUGCUCUGUAAUUACAUAGUUAGCAUUUGCUUAAAGUAGAUCAUACUUGAACUGUAGGCUUUCCAUCUCCUAAGUGAUGGGCAGACAGAAUAUAUGGCUAUUUGUAAACAUCUGCUUUCCAUAACUGGUCUUUGUAAUGUCUUGUCUGUUUUAAGUUUAGGAGUUUUGUUGGUUUGUCUUUACAAAACACCAGAAAUGCAGGAAUGAUUACAGUACAAUCGUCAUUUAAAGGUGUAUUUUGCCUUUUGAGGUUGGACACUUUACAGACUAGAAGCAGUUUUCAGGUUCUACUCACCCUUUCUGUCUGAAGGAAGAAACCAUCUGAAUUCAUCCCCAAGAAGAGGUCCCAAUUUCCCUCUGUGUCUGCACCCUGGGGGUGUUGGACCCAGUACUGCUUGAGCACUGUCCAGCUCUGGCAACUGCCUACCUGAGUCAGUGGUUUUUUUCAAGUCCUCCUUUGUAGGCUGCAGAUUAAUGAAUAAGCUCACUAUGUAUACACCUGUCAAAGUGUCUGCUUGUGAGGGAAAAGUAUCUACCAGUAUGAACGAGGGACAAAGCUCACCUGCUCAGCCCAGGGGUACUUACCCGGUGAGAUCUUGCCACAGUUUGAACUGAUGCAAGUUACAAGACAAUGCAAUUUUUUUUUUUUUUCCUUAAGAAAAACUCACUGUUGAGAUAAGGGUUAUACAUUCUAUACCUUUGGGGAUAAACAUAUAAUAAUUUAUUGAGAUUUAGUUUGAACAAAGGAAGGACCCAAAUUUAAAGGUUUGUUGUUCAGUCGCUUAGUCGUAUCUGACUCUUUGCAACCCCAUGUCAGUUUUAGUAUCUUAAAAAAUUUUUUUAAUCAACUAGUUUUCUUUUUUUAAUUAUGAAAGCAUCUCUUUCUUUAGGUAAUUAUUCAAAUACCUGAUAAAGUCCCUCUGGUAUCUUAUUUGUAUUGGCCGAGGAAGUUUGGCUUGCUUUUCUGUGGACAAAGUCAGUCUAGGCCUUGUCCCAGUUUCUAGUCAGAUUAAAUCAGGACGUUCAAACUGGUCUUUGAUAUCCAAGUCUAGAUAAAGGCUAAAUGUUUACUGGAAUGCAAUAACAAAAAUCUAGGUCAAUAACAAAAAUCCUUCCAUUUUAAGGAGGCAGCAUGUUAUAAUUCAGUGCCAAUGACCCUCUUCCUACCUCCAGGUGAUGACCUCAAAUUAGGUAUUUGUUCUUGUGUGUUGUUGUUAGUUGCUCAGUUGUGUCCAGCUUUCUGCCACCCCCUGAACUGUAGCCCGCCAGGCCCCUCUGGCCAUGGAAUUCUCCUGCGAGAAUACUGGAGUGGAUUGCCAUUCCCUUCUCCAGGGGAUCUUCCCGACCCAGGGCUCAAUUCUCAAGCCGAACAUAGAGGGCUCUGUGUUUCAUCUUUUAUUCUAUUAGUUUGUAUCAUUAGUAAAACUUUCCGAACUCCUGUUUUUCUGGAGAUUUAAAAAAUCACUGAGUGGAAGUGUGGCUGCAGCCAACACAGGCUCCUCCUGCAGAGCCUCACCUCCUGGGGGAGGCCACGCCGAGUUCUGGGGGUGCUGCUGAGCAAGUGCAGGGCCGCAGGGACUGGACACCCGGGAGACUGUAGAUCUGACAGCGCAAGGGGACGAGGGCGAGGGGAAGGUUAAGUCAGAAGAAGACCCAGCAGUGUUUGGACAAGUAUGGCAAGCUUUGGCUGCUCGGGGAGACUUCCUCUCAUUUUUAGCUUUAUUCUUUUUAGUCUGGACUGGAUCUAAUUUGCUUUCAAUCUCUCCCUCUCCCUAAGUGCCAGAGCCCCAGCCCAUCUCUCUGCAGGCUCCCCCAGCUGGCCAAGCAGGCUGAGCUGCACAAUUGGAGUCCUCACGCCUGGGACUUUCUGGGUGUCUGGGCUUGGGUCCGAGUGCAGCCUUGGUGCUGCAGUGCUGGGGCUCCUGAGAAGCCAGAUGAGGAAGAGACAGGGGCUCCCGUGGCUGUGACUGAGGGCAGAGGAGGGAGUCUGCUGGUGCCACCGGCAACGCUCGCCCACCGUCUGCCAGGCUGACUGCGGCCCUGGAGCCAGGAGAGGUUCUGAGCUGUGCCCUUGAUGCCCAGGCUAAACUCUGACCUGAGUGCCACUAACCCAUCACAUGACACAGUAAGUCCACUUGAAUUGGCAAGGCACUAUUCUAAGUGUUCAGAGCCUGCUCUGGGUAUUGCCUCCUUUUAUCCUGAGCAAAUUCAUGAGGCUCAGGGCUCAUUUUCUCCCAAGAAGAAACCCAUCAACGGAGAGUUUGGGUUCAGGAGUGCAGCUUGGGCAUCUGAAGGUGCCGGCUUAUCUGCAAGGAGAGGAAACAGCUGGAGUGCUGGGUGGAGUGAAUCAUGUAGGGCAAGGAAGGAGGACUUCGGAAUGUCUUUCCUUCCUGUUAGAUGGGACAAUUCAGACACAGGAUUGGUGAAGAUGAGGAGGUAAGGUAUGUAAAAUGCUCAUAGAGAUUUGUGGUUUUCCAGGAUGUCAUGAUCAGAUCAAAUACAAAGAGCUGGAUCAUUUCCCUUUAAUGAAUGCCUGGCUGUUCAAAAUCAUUUAGAAAUCCUGUGGGCAUGACCAGUUGUCACCUGGACUCUUUAAAAAGCUCACCUCCCUAACUUGUCAACUUGGGGGUCCUUGGUUGGGAUGCCUGUCAAUCAGUUCAUGGGCCAUCUUCAUUGCCUGGCCCUUCUCCUCAUCCUAUUUUGCCUGAAUUUCUACUGCACCAGUCUAAACAUGAUUGCUCUGCAGACUUACACAUGUCUCUCAGACUGGUGUUGUGUCAUCCUGAGGUGUUACGGCAAAAAAUUUACUUUUCAAGUUUAAUCUCACAGAUCAAAACUAUUAUAUAUCUUCCUGAACACAGUCUUAAAGUAACUGCAGUGCAGUAACUAAAACUAGCACUAUCAUCCUUUUUCCUAGGAGCUGAAAACUAGACAUUUUUAAAUGGACUCUGUCCUAUAAAAUGAGGGGUUAGGGACUUUCCUGAUGUUCCAGUGGUUAAGACCCUGUGCUUCCAAUGCAGGAGAUGCAGGUUCGAUCCCUGGUCAGGGGGUAAAAAUUGAGGGAAUUAAUACCUAAGGUACUUCCUGAUUCUGUCAUCUUAAUGAAGUUAACUUGCCUGUAAACAUUACUAGACACUCAAAUUGUGAACAGUUCUUUCUGUUAUAGAUUUGUGAUCAGAUUGACUCUGGAUGCUGGCUUUUGUAGUGUGAAAUUAAAAGAAAAUCUAAGUGAAUUUCAAUUUCUACAUUUCAAAAGUUGCUUACAGU
Dama dama (fallow deer) is the source of this 5786-nucleotide messenger RNA. It is a transcript of the gene C4H16orf46, whose product is annotated as chromosome 4 C16orf46 homolog. The record is from RefSeq and is a predicted model, not a curated record. The transcript has 3 exons. Lineage: Eukaryota; Metazoa; Chordata; Mammalia; Artiodactyla; Cervidae. Bases 236 to 1453 code for a protein of 405 amino acids.